This is a messenger RNA of Perca flavescens (yellow perch), 1423 nucleotides long. It is a transcript of the gene rnf150b, whose product is annotated as ring finger protein 150b. The transcript has 7 exons. The record is from RefSeq and is a predicted model, not a curated record. The coding region runs from base 93 to 1391 and encodes 432 amino acids. NCBI's taxonomy places the organism in Eukaryota, Metazoa, Chordata, Actinopteri, Perciformes, Percidae.
ACAACCUCCUGGUCGGUCGACUGGUAGCAUGGUGGAGUAAAAGGCGGCGUCUACCGGGCCGCUCGGAACCUCUCAGCGGGGUUAGGAUCACCAUGGCUCCGGGCUCUCUGGUGGCGGCCUGCCGCAGCCUGGCCCUCUCUACGUGGCUGCUAUCCUUCUGCUUCGUCCACCUGCUGUGUUUGGACUUCACCGUGGCCGAGCGCGAGGAGUGGUACACGGCUUUCGUCAACAUCACCUACGUGGACCCGGCCACGUCGGAGCUCCGCACCGAGAAGACGGAGUGCGGGCGCUACGGGGAGCACUCGCCGAAGCGGGACGCUCGGGGAGUUGUGGUUCUGCCCGCGGCGCUGCACGACCGCCAGGCCUGCGACCCCAACACUAGGUUCGCGGUGCCCGUACAGGCCGGGGCCUGGGUGGCGCUGAUAGCCCGGGGUAACUGCACCUACAAGGACAAGAUCCGCCACGCCGCAGCCCACAACGCCUCGGCGGUGGUCAUCUUUAACGUGGGGUCCGGUAACGUUAACGACACCAUCACGAUGCCUCAUCCAGGUACGGGCGAGGUGGUCGCCAUCAUGAUCCCCGAGCCGAAGGGCCGCGAGGUGGCGGCGCUGCUGGAGCGCAACGUGACGGUCACCAUGACGAUCACCAUCGGCACGCGGAACCUGCAGAAGUACGUGAGCCGGACGUCCGUGGUGUUCGUGUCCAUCUCCUUCAUCGUGCUGAUGAUCAUCUCGCUGGCCUGGCUCGUCUUCUACUACAUCCAGAGGUUCAGAUACGCCAACGCGCGGGACAGGAACCAGCGUCGACUUGGCGACGCGGCGAAGAAAGCCAUCAGUAAGCUGCAAGUUCGCACCAUCAGGAAGGGCGACCAGGAGACGGAGUCCGACUUCGACAACUGUGCCGUCUGCAUCGAGGGCUACAAGGCCAACGACGUGGUCCGCAUCCUGCCCUGCAGACAUUUGUUCCACAAGAGCUGCGUGGAUCCGUGGCUGCUGGAUCAUCGCACGUGUCCCAUGUGCAAGAUGAACAUCCUCAAAGCCCUCGGCAUCGCCCUGAACGCAGACUGCCUGGACGACCUCCCGCUGGACUAUGAGCUGGCCCUGGGUGUGGGGGGUGUUGGGGGUGGGGGCCCUGGCCCUGGAGGCCGUGGUCUCCGGGGCUCGGCGGUGGUGCUGGACCCCGGGGUGAGACGGGUGGGACUCCCUCAGGACUACCAGGACCCCGACACGCUGAGAGACAGCCCUCUGACAGCCACCACGGACACACACACCGGCGAGCUGCAGCCGAUGGCGAGCAGCGCCUCGGUGGCGUCCCUGGUCAUCACCGUGGAAACGGGUCUCUCAGACGAGGAGGGGUCCACUGAGCGGUCUCAUCUCGGGGACAAGUCCUGAGAGGAGGCACACACACCAGAACCAAAACCAGA